AUGGCCAGUGACGAGGCCGGCGGCGGUGAUUUCACCGGAAAUGGGUUCCGGUUCGAAGAGAAGAAAAAGAGAAGGGGGGCUGGAGUCAGUUUUGCAGCACCAGCAAGUAGGGUUCUGGUAACUGCUCGAAGUAAGACUGUUUCAUCAAUUGUUACCACUAAUGGUGAUCUUACUUGUUUUUCUCCAACUACUUUGUCUAAGGAGGAUUGUUGGGAAAUUAUCAAGAAAAAACUGAAAACAGAAGUAGAUAAUCGUGAAGAUUUGAAAGCUAUUGGCUUACAGUUGGCAGAGAAGUGUAAAGGUCUUCUUUUGGCUGUUACAGUGAUUGGAGAUGCCUUGCAUCUCAAAUCAGAAGAGGUAGAGUGGGAUGGGCUGCUGAAACUUUGGGACUUGCCCAAACAUAACAACCAAGUCUACCGGGCACUUAAAUUGAGCUACAAUUAUUUGCCAGCAUAUCUGAAAAGAUGCUUCGCUUAUUGCUCUAUAAUAUUCCCCCGAGGUAAACAAAAUUAA
Messenger RNA from Rosa chinensis, 513 nucleotides. Its product is annotated as putative disease resistance protein RGA3. Gene Ontology annotation, biological process: defense response to other organism. The record is from RefSeq and is a predicted model, not a curated record. Lineage: Eukaryota; Viridiplantae; Streptophyta; Magnoliopsida; Rosales; Rosaceae. The transcript is spliced from 2 exons. Gene Ontology annotation, molecular function: ADP binding. The coding region runs from base 1 to 513 and encodes 170 amino acids.